This is a messenger RNA of Drosophila nasuta, 925 nucleotides long. RefSeq lists its product as uncharacterized. The record is from RefSeq and is a predicted model, not a curated record. The coding region runs from base 38 to 820 and encodes 260 amino acids. The transcript is spliced from 2 exons. Lineage: Eukaryota; Metazoa; Arthropoda; Insecta; Diptera; Drosophilidae.
GACGUGAGCGAGUACGCUUGAUUGUUUUUUUGCGAAAAUGUCGAAGAUUCUAUUGAUUGUGUGCCUUGCACUUUGCUGCACUACAACUUUUGUGACAGGCCGCAGGCAGAUUUGGUGGUACAAAUCGGGUAAAGUUCAUCACCAAGUCUCAUACUCACCGGAGUUGGUACAAGACUUGACGGAAUUUCUGGAUCUUAUACCGGCUGCGGUUAUUGAUGAAGUUGUCGCAGAACAUUUAAUUGUUGACUCUGGUUUUCGCAAGGCAAUCAAAUUUCUGCGCAGUUCGGAAUUCAAGCAGCUGGUACAACGUGCGGAACAAUUGCCCGAAGUCAUUGAGGUUAUAAAUUUUCUGCAUCUCAAUGAUACGAGUAUCAGGAAACGGCUUCAUUUUCAUAAUCGCCGCAACCGGCAGCUAAUCGUUGAAGGCGCUGCAGUGAAAGAGUAUGCCUACUUUGUAUCAAAUGGUUUAUCGCAAAAAAGUCUACAAGAGGGUGUGGUCGUUGUAUUCCUGCCAGAGUCCCAGAACACCAUUGAGACGCCUGCUAGCUUGGGCAGCUUCGUUAGCUUUAUCCAGGAACUUUUGACGCAUUUGCCUCGGGAUCGUUUUGUAGCUCUAAUCAAUGAGAAACGCAAAAGUGGAACCGUGUUCCCCAAAUUUUAUACGGCACUGCGUAGUGACGAGUUUAAGCAACUUGUCGAGAAAACAAUGAAAUCGACGAAUGUGCAGAAUAUUCUUAAAACGUUGGCCAGCCAUGAAAUUGAUGCUAACGCACUAAAAGGAAUUGCCUUUGAAGUUAUCUCAUGGGGCCCAGAAGUUUAAUUUAUCAAAGAGAAAUUACUUUAUAAAUUCAGUUGACUGCAUUUAAUAAACUGAGCUGGAUGCAUGUUUAUCUGUUAAAUAAUAAAUGAAUUUAAUAUGAUCUUC